Molecule: messenger RNA, 1623 nt
Organism: Anisakis simplex (herring worm)
Lineage: Eukaryota; Metazoa; Nematoda; Chromadorea; Rhabditida; Anisakidae
Source: the annotation of a GenBank genome assembly
AUGGGAACGAUGCGUCGUUCUUAUAACGAUCCUCCGUACCCCACAACCUUGCCAGUGCAAUCACUGUCGCCGAAUCAGUCUGUCGUUCAUGAUUUAUUUGAUUUUACUGAUUUUGCUACCUUACUUCUCCUUUUCGAUUUGAGGACAGAUUUAUGGCAUUCAUUACAUCGCGCCGUAACAUCAACGGACGCAAGGCAAGAAGCAGUUCGAGUGGAUGAACAAACAAUGAUGAUCGAGACAGCAGUGGCCACGAGACGUCGAGUUGCGAUCGAUUGCACGUGUUCACGAGCAGGAGCAGCAACAAGAAGUGCAGCACCACAGUCAACACCAAACGACACUAAAUCCGAACUGAUCCUAUCUCAGUCCCCGUUGAAUAUCUACUCGUCAUACACUUAUCCAUCCACUAAACUUCGCAAUCCACUCGGCUUAAAGUUGCUCAUCACAAAUUCAAACCACAGCAGCCAUCCUUUCAGCGACAGUGACAACACUCAUAGUGAUGUGAACAAUGAAAAUAACGGUUUCAACUCACCGUCACCGUGUUCCCCGAGUGGUCAUUCAAUUCCAUCAUCAAGAGACUCAACUUGCGAUUCGGGUUUUUCUUCAGAUGACAACUCAGUGAACAGAAAACCAUCCAAAAAACUUCAAGCAGUUGAAGAGUGUCAUUCGUUAUCAGUGGUGCAUACACUGAUUCCAGUGCUUUUGUCCACAUAUAUUCGAUCACGUCACUUCAGCUCACGUACCAAAUCUCUUCGGUCAGCACUUCGCACACCGACCAGUUCAGGACCCCAGAAGACAGUUCGCUUUGCCGAUGCACUUGGACUCGACCUUGAACAUAAGACCGUUUAUGAUGCAGACGACUGGAUUGAUGACGAAUUGAUGUUCAGUUUCUCGAUGUUCGCAUUUAAUCCGCAUGAAUCGUCGAAGCAGCGUAAACAUUCGCCUUCCACCACAGUGUCACUCAUUAUCAACAAUUGGUCAAUCAGAUCAGAAGCUGAAGUGAGUCAUCUAACGAGAACGCAGUGUGUUUGUCUAAAAUCAGUUGAUGUGAUCGACACUAAUCUUACCGGUAUCGUUGAUGUUCUCAACCUGGCACCUGAAAAACAGGUGUGCAUUCGUUACACUCUCGAUGACUGGUCGUCAUACUUAGAAAUACACGCCAUCUAUAUGCAGUCGAUCGGCAAUGAUGGUGCUGUUGAUGCCUUCUCAUUCUUCGUCUCAUUUCCCGCAAAUUUGCCUGUGGGUACCAAAUGUCAAUUUUGUAUUCGUUACACAGUGAACGGAACAUCCCAUUGGGAUAGUAAUUGUGGAGCAAACUACACACUUGAGUAUGUAGAGCGUUCAGCGGAUGAUUCAUCAUACUCACCAAACAAUCGCAAUAGCAACAUUCGUCACAGAGCUGUUAUCAAAUCAAAACAAGAUCUACUGAAGCCUAACACAACCACUCCCAACCACCAACCAUCAUCAUACACUCUCAGCAAAUCAAAAGCAACCUAUAAGCUCAACGGUUUCAAUACAAAUCAUCAAUUCGAUUACUUACCCAAUCUACAACAAAUCGUCCGUCCAUCCAAAUAUAUUGGUUGGGCACGUUCCGGUUAUUCAUACGAUGAUGAUGGGUUUUAUUGA